Molecule: messenger RNA, 1977 nt
Organism: Glarea lozoyensis ATCC 20868
Lineage: Eukaryota; Fungi; Ascomycota; Leotiomycetes; Helotiales; Helotiaceae
Exons: 4
Coding region: 1-1977 (658 amino acids)
Source: RefSeq, a predicted model, not a curated record
AUGGCCUCCCCUUUGGCUUUUAGCGAGGCAGUUAUUUCUGCACCCACUGUCCUACCAUGUUCCGGGCCCAGUGAUAACAACUUCCCCAAAAUCAACGGCAUUACUGAAAUAUCUCUUGGAGAUUUUGCUGGCGGCGGAUAUUGCUGCUACCUCGAUGGGAAUAGACCGCUAGAUUGGCUGGAGGCUCAGAAACAUGUGCAGAUAAAUCACCCUGAACGAUUUAUGAUGAUGCAGCAAAAGCGCACAGAGGAAAAUAGGACCCCUCCUAUCUCUGUGACACGAGAAAUCGUCAUUGAUCCAGUUACCGGCAAACAUGAGUUUCGUUAUCAUUCGGCACUGCUUCAAAGUCCUGUCUUCUAUGAGUUCGGUUUCUAUAGAAGUAUAGCCCAUCAUCAACUGUGGCCGGGCAAAACUUUGCGACCUAAAAAGAGAAACAGCUCUUCCUUUGUCCUCGAACAGAAAAACGAUAGGACAGCUGAAGUUGAGCGUUCCAGUGGUAUGAGCCCAUUAGAUCACGUCAAAGGUACUGUAAUCCAUCUACGAUCUAUUGUAUCAAUAAUUUGGCUAAAAUUAAUCGUGAAAGAUUUGAAAUAUGAGACUCCGAGCGGGGAUCUAUACGAGGUGCCGGGUAUUCUCAUCUCGGGUGUCAUCGAAUAUACUCUACCAGUUAGUGGUCACAUCGUUUAUUGUAAUGAUAAAGGAUUUCUUGGUGGUAAAGAAGCACAUCUCCACAUAGCAUCUGCUCAUCCUGAAAAGUGGGCGAGAUGCCGGAAGAAGUGCAAAAAAGCGUUUGAGCGAAGACACAUUACUAGUGCAUGCGAAGUCGAAGUCCCGCAACGCUCCAGUGACACAAUGGGUACUACUUAUUUUAAAGUCAGUGACGGCAAACGAUGCAGCAACUCAGAAUUUUACGUCUGGGUUGCGCACUGCCAAAGAAUAGGAGCUGAUUACUGGGAGGAACUUGAGAAACCAGAAAAAGUCGACGAAGUUCCAAAGGACACAGAUUCUAGUUCAUUGAAAACUGUUGAAAAAGAUUCGUCCGCACAACUUCUUCUUUUGGCGCAAGAGGAGAAUUUUAGACUUAGACAGGAAAAGGAGAGUGUGGAGGAAAAGCAGAAAAGUCUGUGGGAGGUAGUGAACACCUUAAACUCUGUGGUAUCCAAUCGGGGCCGCGGAAUCGAAACGAUGAAGUCAGAAAAAGAAGCUUUGGCUUCUCAGGUCGCUUCGCUUCAAGAAACCGUGAGGUCGUUGACCUUGGCCAACUUAGAUCACAAUCUCACAGAGUUCGCUGAGUCUCGUCACGCAAGUCGGCCUAGGCUGGAAAGUGACGAACCUGAACUCAUCGAUCUCAAAACACAACCUCAGGGUUCAGAAGCGCAGAUUGAACUUUUCAGAAAGCAAAAUUUGCGCAUUCAACAGAUGGAAGAGCGCACAAUGAUCGAGGAACAAAUUCAAAGAGACAAUCGUCGCUUUUUGCUAGCAAAAGUCGAAGUUCUCGAAGCACAGACCAGAGCACUCCGAGAAAAAGAUGAGAUGACCACUAUGCGGCUUGAGACUCAGCAAACUGUCAUAGAUGUCUUGAUUGCUCUCGAGCCGCGCGAUGAGCUAAAUCACAUCAAGGGCCAAGAAAUCCAGCGCCUCAAGAGGACAGUGAUUGACCAAAGACGCCAACUGCGCGCUCAAGGCCGUGAUGAAGCUGAGUCCGAUCGACAAACCCCGGAAGCUGUGGUGGAGAAUACAGAGGAGCUUCCUGUUUAUGGCCCUUUGACUUUAUACGAGACCGGCGAAGCAUUACUAGCUGAAGUCGAGCAGGACCGAGAGCGGGAAGCUGAGUCCAACAUAGCGGCCGAAGCUUCGUUAGCGAGUACGCCCCCGGAUGAAGCUUCUGUUGCUGAUAUGCAAGCAAUUACUGAUGUUCUGUUCGGAAGUCCAUCUCACACUGUUACCGUAUGCAAUGAUCAGUGUUGCGAGUAUUGA